AUGGACAGUGGAUAUAGUGGCAGUCAUCGUUAUCGUAAAAACAUUACCUACAGGAGUCUAAGGAAGUCAGCUGCUCAAAUGAUGUCGAAUAUCAAAAAGAAACUAUCCCAUGCCGAACAGUCUGUCCGAUCUCGUCGUGUUCUUCAUCCUUUAAAUGAAUCUUAUUCUUCGUCGCCUAAGAGUGCAAGAGUGCGCGUCGUCAUUCCACAGCUUUCUGAUGAAAAGAAUGUUUACUCCACAACCAAUGGAAAACCUGAGCUGGAAGGAUAUAAAUUCGACAGUGAGAGCAACAUCCUUCAGACACCAGAGCCUGCCGAAACACCAAGAUUUCAUCGAAGGAAGAUAGAAAAGAGCGCACGUUUACGUGCAUUUGGUCUUCGGUGUGCUUUUAAAAGUCCAGCACCGUCUGCGUGUCGUUCAGCGGUUGGUCGCUCGGCGAAACAGAAAGCUGUUUUGAAAAUUCGUGAGAUUCAAUCACCCAAGUAA
Molecule: messenger RNA, 486 nt
Organism: Angiostrongylus costaricensis
Lineage: Eukaryota; Metazoa; Nematoda; Chromadorea; Rhabditida; Metastrongylidae
Source: the annotation of a GenBank genome assembly